Molecule: messenger RNA, 2083 nt
Organism: Nicotiana attenuata
Lineage: Eukaryota; Viridiplantae; Streptophyta; Magnoliopsida; Solanales; Solanaceae
Product: cryptochrome DASH, chloroplastic/mitochondrial
Exons: 13
Coding region: 25-1788 (587 amino acids)
Biological process (GO): photoreactive repair
Molecular function (GO): FAD binding; DNA binding; DNA photolyase activity
Source: RefSeq, a predicted model, not a curated record
UUACAAACCAAAAAUUUCCACUUGAUGAAUCUGAACGUGAUGAUCAAACCUCCUCUUUCUUUAACCAAACUCACUGCAUCUUCUUUUAUCACAUUCCACUGCAAAUUCUCCAAAACCAAUAUGCAUUCUUCUUUCAGUGCCAGAGCCAGAGCCAGAGCCACAGCCACUGUUCAACAUGUCCCAGAGCUAAGCCCUGAAGAAAUGGACAGAGUUUGUGAGCAGACUUUUCAGAGAUACACUAGUGUUAGUGGUUUGGUUAAUAGGAAAGGUAAAGGGGUUGCAAUUGUUUGGUUCAGGAAUGACUUGAGAGUGUUGGAUAAUGAAGCUCUUUUUAGAGCUUGGGUUUCAUCUGAAGCAAUAUUGCCUGUUUAUUGUGUUGACCCUACACUUUUUGGGACUACCCAUUACUUUGGAUUGCCCAAAACUGGAGCUUUAAGGGCACAAUUCAUCAUGGAAUGCUUAACCGAUUUGAAAAGAAAUCUAGUGAAGCGGGGACUUGACCUAUUGAUUCAACAUGGUAAACCAGAAGAGAUUAUCCCUUCCCUUGCUAAAGCUUUUAAAGCACACACAGUGUAUGCCCACAAAGAAACAUGCAGUGAGGAAGUAAAAGUAGAAAAAUUGGUCACCAGAAAUUUGCAAGAAUAUGUACCACCAUCAACUGGUGGACUAGGCAAUGAACCAAGAUCUACAAAUGCUACUAAACUGGAAUUGAUCUGGGGUGGUACUAUGUAUCAUAUAGAUGACCUUCCAUUUGACUGUGAGAAUUUACCAGAUGUGUACACUCAGUUUCGUAAGUCAGUGGAAUCCAAAUCAAGAAUCCGUAAUUGCAUUAGACUCCCAGCAUCACUUGGUCCACCACCAGAGGUUGGAGAGUGGGGAUGUGUCCCACAAGUUACUGAGCUCGGGCUUCAGUCGGAAAAGAUUUCUAAAGGAAUGAAGUUUAUGGGAGGUGAAAGUGCUGCAAUUGGUAGGAUACAUGAUUACUUCUGGAAGAAGCAGGAUUUACUGAAAGUGUAUAAAGUGACUCGAAAUGGAAUGUUAGGACCUGAUUAUUCGACAAAGUUCUCUCCUUGGCUUGCUUCAGGAAGCCUAUCUCCUCGUUUUAUAUAUGAAGAGGUGAAGAGAUACGAGAAGGAAAGACAAUCAAAUGAUUCGACAUACUGGGUUUUAUUUGAACUGAUAUGGAGGGACUAUUUCAGAUUUCUCUCAAUCAAACAAGGAAAUUUGCUUUUUCAUGCAGGUGGUCCUCGAAAAGUAGAUAUUAACUGGAGCCAAGACCAAACCAUGUUUGAUGCCUGGAGACAAGGUCAAACCGGGUAUCCUUUAAUUGAUGCCAACAUGAAAGAACUAGCUUCUACUGGAUUCAUGUCGAAUCGAGGACGACAGAUUGUGUGUUCUUUUCUUGUUCGAGAUAUGGGCAUUGACUGGCGGAUGGGAGCUGAAUGGUUUGAGACAUGCCUCUUGGAUUAUGAUCCUUGCUCCAACUAUGGAAACUGGACAUAUGGAGCAGGUGUUGGCAAUGACCCUAGAGAAGACCGUUACUUCAGCAUCCCGAAACAAGCUCAAAACUAUGAUCCUGAAGGGGAGUUUGUUGCAUACUGGUUGCCAGAGCUGAGAGCACUUCCGAGGGAGAAAAGACAUUCUCCUGGAAUGAUGUACUUAAAGCCAAUUGUUGCUCUCAAACAUGGAUAUACCAAGAAGACUGGUGAUUCGAAAAUGCCAUCUGGAUCUAGAAGAGCCAAACCAGAAGACAAUCGACGGAAGGGACACGGAGAUAGAACGUAUUAGCACCGUUGCCAAUAUAGGCUACUGAUCUUCAGAACAUUUCUCACCAAGUUACAACUGAGAUCAGAAACAUUAGCUGCAGCAUACUGAUUCUGAAAUAUAUCUGUGAGUAGAACUAACCUGAUCCCAUUGGUUACUUGGAGGCUUUUGUAACAAAGAUUGUGAAAUUGGCUAUUACCACUUGGCUUUGUUUUAUAGAGAAAUGGGAACAAUCUAUUACAGAUUUUGUAGUGUCCUGAAAAUGAAGUACCUUGGACCAUCUUACACAGUUCUUGAAUGAUUUUUCUUGACUUGGAUA